Molecule: messenger RNA, 3068 nt
Organism: Belonocnema kinseyi
Lineage: Eukaryota; Metazoa; Arthropoda; Insecta; Hymenoptera; Cynipidae
Product: monocarboxylate transporter 10-like
Exons: 12
Coding region: 419-2428 (669 amino acids)
Biological process (GO): monocarboxylic acid transport; transmembrane transport
Molecular function (GO): monocarboxylic acid transmembrane transporter activity
Source: RefSeq, a predicted model, not a curated record
CAGCAAAACAAGUUCAUUCUGCAUCGAGAAUCCGAUCGUGCUCUUUAAUGCCAAUCGCUCUUCCACAAGAGAUAAAAGUGGAAAAUUUUUAUUUGACAAAUGAAAAGCAGCUAUUCUCUGAAAGUAAAAGCAGUAAAAAUAAAUCCAGUGAAUAAUAAAAACAGCAUCCGCUAAAUUUACCUAAUGUUUUCACUCAAAAUAAAAAUGGAAAAAAUUUAAUGGAAAGCGUGUGUGAAAACUUGAUUUUCAUUGUCAAAAAGUGAUUUUAAAAAUAGUGAACACCGGUUAUACGUAUUUUUACGCGAUUUACUACCACCUCUAAGGCUGAGUGGGGAAGUUUAUACAUAUUUUCUUGUACGUGCCAUCGAAUGAGGUGAUCGCUUUACAUGUGGUGACAUUCAGAAGUCGCUUAGCAGCCAUGGAUCCGACGGAGAGUAACAAAGAAGCUUGUGAGAAAUCUGCUUCAAAACAGAACGGAUAUGCCAUCAACAAUGAAAUGCCCCUCGAUAACUUCAUUGAUAAUGAAGAUGAGGGUAUCGAAGUGGAAAUGGUGGUUCCUCCUGAUGGUGGCUGGGGUUGGAUGAUAGUGGCUGCAUCAUUUAUGUGCAAUCUUGUAGUGGACGGAAUCAUCUUCAGCUUUGGAGUUUUCCUUGAAGCGAUCAGUCAACAAUUAGAAGUUUCAAACGCCAAGGUCGCCUUGGUAGGCUCCUUGCAAUCGGGAUUUUAUUUAAUGGCUGGUCCAUUCGUUUCUGCACUGGCGAAUAGAUAUGGUUUCAGACCGGUUGCUAUUCUGGGCAGCGUUAUCAGCUGCAUUGCAUUUGUACUCUCAUCUUUUAGUUUUUCCGUAGAGUACUUAUAUUUUACUUAUGGUAUUUUGGGAGGCAUCGGUGCUGGACUGAUUUAUGUACCUGCGGUGAUAACUACCGGAUUUUAUUUCGAAAGAUGGAGAGCAUUGGCCACCGGAAUUGCGGUCUGUGGGUCUGGUAUCGGGGCUUUCAUUCUUUCACCAAUCUCGGAUAUUCUAGUCAAAAAAUAUGGCUGGCAACAGGCUCUUUUGGUACAAGCUGGAAUGUUGUUAAAUUGUGCUGUAUUUGGAGCGCUGUUUCGGCCCCUUAAACCGAGGAGGAUCAAAGUAAAACCGACAGAGGAAAACGCGAUGAUGGAAGCAAAGACGUCGUUGAUGGCAAAAGGUUUAUCACUUGGAUCAUUACAUGCCGGACAGCCAAUAAGAAGUCGUUUCUUUGGAACUAAUAACAACACAGAGUAUCCGACGGCUGCUCAAUUCAUCGGUAGCAGCCCCAACAUAGUAAAUAGCCGAUCAAUGCACUCUUUGCAUAAGGUGAUUGAAUUGAAGCCAAUGGAUAGACAAAUAAGCAUCUCAGAAAAAAGACUUUCUGUGCCAAUAUACCCCGACUUGGAAAUUGUCGUCGAUGAGGAAGUAAAAACUGUCGAAGAAGAAAAUAAUUUACUCAGUGGUGAUUUGGAGAGAUUAAACGGUCGUAUACCAACGAUACGCAGACACACGAUUAGCGGACGUCGUCGGAGUUCUGAUAUCAGCCACAAAAAUCUCAAGCUGAGCAAUGGAAGAAGUCCACCUGUGAAGGACCACCAGCGCCCUUUUUACAGGGAUGACAUUUUUUACGGAGGAUCCUUAAGUAGACUUCCCCAUUAUAGAUCACAAAUAUCCUCUGUGGGAUAUCACAUGUCAGUCACCCGACUUCCGACUGCAAAAGAUCUCGCUGAAGAAGAAAGUGGAGGCUGCUAUUUAUGUCCCGAAAGUGUAAGAAGAAUUUUAUCUACUAUGUUGGACUGGAGUCUUCUCAGGAGUCCUUCUUUUUUGAUUUUGGCAAUCAGUGGGGCUCUAACAAUGAUGGGAUUUUAUACACCUUUUGUAUAUCUACAAGAUCGAGCGAAGUCAUAUGGUAUGGAACAAUCUAGUUAUAUGUUCCUAGUCUCAAUUAUUGGAAUUGGUAAUACAGUUGGUCGAGUUGUCUGUGGACUAGCAAGUAGUAUUCCAGGAGUUGAUCCUCUGAUGGUCAACAAUAUUUUCAUCAGCAUUGGUGGAUUGCUCACAAUAUUUUCUGGUCUCUCACACUCUAAAGGAUAUCAGUUCUUCUAUUCUGCUGCUUUCGGUCUCAGCAUUUCCGUAUUUGCGUCACUAAGAUCAAUUAUUGUUGUGGAUUUAUUGGGACUCGAAAAACUAACAAAUGCUUUUGGACUUCUACUCUUAUUCCAAGGAGUGGCUGCAACAGUAGGAUCACCUUUAUUAGGAGCUUUUAGAGAUUUGACUGGAAGCUACAAUAUACCCUUUUAUGUUUCUGGAUCGCUGAUACUCUUAUCAGCUGUAAUUUGCUAUCCUCUGAAAAGGAUAAACGAAUGGGAAAAGCGUAGAAAUUCCGAAAACACAUCCAACUGCUCAAAAUCCUGAUCAUGGAUUUCAUGGGGAAAUUUGUCAAUUUUCCAUAUUCAAAAAGUGAUCACCAGUGCCUGCGAGUUGAACUCUACUUGAACGUAUACAAUACGUUCAACUCAAAAGUGGAGAAAAAAUGGUUCAGGCUGGAAAUAUUGUUUCAGCAAAGAAAAGUUGUGAGGGUGAUAGAUCUUAAAUUUUCGAAAAGACAAUGUGCCAUUCCUUUGUGAUGUUUUGUUGAGAGUCGCAGGAUAUUUAAGAAUUUAAGACUUAAUUUAAAUAGCGCGUGUUGAUGUCGUAUUUACGUUCUAGUAAAUUUCGAUAGAUCUGUUAUCUCUUUAAAUGAUGAGCUAUUUUUGUAAUGAGUACUACAAAGUUUUAGCAUUGGACGUUUAAAAAACUCGAAGACAGGGUGUAGUGUGUUUCGAGAAUUAUUUCAUGUAAAUAUCAAUUUUUUGCAUUUUAUUGUAUAAAUAAAAGUCCCGCAAAAGUGUUUCACGAAUUCGAAAAAUGUAUCAGUUUCCCAAGGCUUGAAACGUCUGAGGAAGAAAUUUGGUUUUUAAUUGUUAAUCAAGUUGACUUAUUUAUUUUACUCUCUAAAUAUUUGUUGAAAGCUUAAAACACUUUUGUGGAAAAUCAGUUUUGAUAGAUAAAAAAA